CCUGUGCAAUAAUGAUCCUGAUCAGUUGCGAGAGUUGCUAAAACUUGCAGUAAAAUUGGGAUCAGAUCUCCAGUUUCUAAAUGAUCAUUUUGAUGAACUUAAACAUCAAAAUGAGGAAAUUAAGGAGUUACAGAAAGCAUCAGAUGAAAAGCAAAAUCAAAUUAUAAAUUUGCAGAUGCACAUAGAUGAGAAGCAGAAUGCAAUGAAAAUAAUGCAAGAACAAAUUGACGAGAAAAACUUGAAAAUUAGCGAAAUGGAAAAAGAUUUAGAUGACCAAGUUGCAGAAAAUGUAAAACUAAGCAAAGAAAGUGACGACGACAAGGAAGAAAUUAGGAGCAUGCAAUAUAAAAUUUCUGAUCACCUUGAAGAAAUUGAUAAUCUCCGUAAGCAGUAUGACGAAAAAUUAACUGAAAUCAAAGACAAUUGCAACAAAUUCAAACACUUAAAUAAUCUUUGCGCCGGUCAACACAGCAAAAUUGAACAACUGCGUAAUGCAAAUGAUGAAUUAAAAACACAAAAUGCUGAAAAAGAAGGCAAAAUUGCAGGGUUGCUGAAACAAAUAGGUGAUCAUGAAGACGAAAUUAAGUCAUUGCAUCAGAAGAAUGAAUCAAGUCGUUUCGAGAUUGAGGAACUACGCAUUGACAAAGAGGAACAAACAAAUAAAAAUGCUAUGUUGCAAAAGGAGAGAGAUUUUCAAAGUCUGGAAAUAAAAGAGUUACAAGACGAAAACAAAUACCAUUAUUCUGAAACUGAAAAGCUUCGCGAGGAAAAGGACAACAUGCUUUAUAAAAUCAGCGCUUUACGUAAGAAAGGAGAUGAUCAGCAGCUCGAAAUAAAACAAUUACACGAACAAAUAGAAAGUCAACGUCACAAAAUCACAGAACAGCUUUGUGAAAAUCAUAAUUUGCGGGAGCAAAACGAAGAAAAAACAGGGGAAAUCAAUAAGGUGCUAAAAGAAAAUCACGAGUUUCUUCAGGAAAUUAAGGAGUUACAUAGAAAUAUUACUAGCUCCUGUGCACAAGUGGAUGAACAGCAGAAGCAAAUCUGUGAUCUCAAAAGUCAAGAGAUGAGAAGUCAAAUGAAGUUCAUGAUAUGCAAAAGCUAAUCGCUGACAGAAUUGAAGAAAUCAAAACAUUAAAAAACGAAAUAGGUAAUCUACAUGGUAAACUUCUCGAUUUGGGAAAGCAGGAUGCUGAUAAGUGUAAUAACAUUCAGGAGUUGAAAGCAAAACUUUUUACCCUGGAGACGCAAAAAAAUGCCCAACAUAAUGAAGUGGACUUGCUACGUAUGCAAAAAGAUAACUUGGAAUGGGAGACCGUUGUUAUUGCCAGUGUUAUUGCUCUUAGUUCAUUGGUAUAUCUGGGCGAAUGAUUCAUUGGUUACCGUAGAGAAAUUAGAUAUAUCAUCUGAACAGUUAAACGAAAGGAAUAUUUAUGUUGUACAAUACACUCCCUAAAACAUUUAAAACAAACGUUCUUCAGGUUAUUAUGUCUCUUGCCUUUGUCGAAAAAAGGCUU
Messenger RNA from Mercenaria mercenaria, 1517 nucleotides. Its product is annotated as putative leucine-rich repeat-containing protein DDB_G0290503. Lineage: Eukaryota; Metazoa; Mollusca; Bivalvia; Venerida; Veneridae. The record is from RefSeq and is a predicted model, not a curated record.